GGUAACAAUGCCAAAGCAAUAGCGGCUAAAAUAAUAGCGUUUAAUACCUAUUGGCUUGGCAUUGAACAGUAUUGUACAUACAUUCACCUACCGUUUAACUAUUCGUGAUAGCUGGGUAGUUCGGGAAGAGUAUUAGAAGGCGCCAACGACAUAGUUUACCGCUCAUUUCGCAUUUGGUAGCAUUAUUUCGCAUUUCGUUUCGUUCGCUGAGAAAACAUUGACCCUUGCAGCGGUAAACUAAUUUUCGCGCUCUUUAAUGUACAGCAUACGGUUCUCUUAAGUUUACGUUCGUGCAGUACCCUCGUCGUAACUUUGCUCCCGCAGCUUCGUGGUUAUCCAACUCUCUAACUGGUGUCGCCCAGCUUGUCGUUUGUGACGAGAGCUGAUCAUCCGCUCUUAUAUUGUGCCAAUCAAUUGAAACAUCGUUCGCCACUUCGUUUUUGGGUCGAACGCUGUUCUAAUUUAGGUAUUUGUGUGCGCUUUGACAUCUAAUUUUCUAGCUGGUGUCGCCGAGCUUGUCGUAUGCGCCAGAGAGCUGAUCAUCCGCUCUUAUAUUGCGCCACUCAAUUAAACAUCGUUCGCCACUUAGUUUUCGGGUCGAACGCUGUUCUAAUUUGGGAGUCGAGUGCGUUGCGCGCAUUAGAAUUGCGUUUGCUUAUUGGUUCGAACUUGGUUCGAGCUCAGUGUGUCGAGCCAAACUUGGUGUUGGUUGCGUACGCUUAGCUUAGCGUUGCGCGCAUUGGAACUCCAGACGUCCGUUUCGUAGGGGAUCGAACGUGGGUCGAGUUUGGUUCGCCGUGACAGAGCUCGGUUGCGUUUGUUGCGUUUUUGUCUGUUCUAACUGUUGCAGUCGUUGUCGCAUCGAACCUAAUACGUUUAUACGUGGGUACUUGAAUACUUUUGCCGUACUGUCAAACAUUGUUCUCAUUGAACGCAGUGCAUUUCCUCAGGUUAUCGUCGCCUUCGCUUAGCAAGUUUGAAGUUUAGAAGUUAGGAACAGCCAACGUUGGUAAUUUAAUCAACAUGUCUAAAGAUCAUGAUGAAGAGAAGGCAACUGGGAGCGGAAUGUGUGGAAGCACGAAGCUCACAAAAUUGUAUGUGAGGUUGGAGAAGAUAAGCGAAGAUAUAAAUCGAAUGAGGAUAGCAUUUGAGGAGGGUUCAAUUUCGCUGGAUCCAUUACAAAUCCAAUGUCGUUUGGAAAUAUUGAACUCCUAUAUUGAAAAAGCAAUGGCCCUGCAGUCCGAGAUCGAUGUACUAGACCCAGAUAAUUCAGAUAGGGCGGCGUUGGAAGAAACGUGUGUGAUCACAAAGGCUCUGUACAUGUCGGCAGCGACCAACAGAUCCCCUCAACCAUACAUGAAUUCAGCACCCACACACCACCACUCCAAUUUGCCAAAAUUGAAGUUGCCGAAGUUCAGCGGCAAGCAUGCGGAUUACAAACAGUUUAUUAGUCUGUUUGAAAGUUUGGUAGAUUCCGACCCGUCGUUGUCCAAUAUAGAGAAGUUCAACCAUCUCAUAUCGUGCUUGUCCGAUGAAGCCUUGGGAACCGUUAAGGCGUUCCAAAUGUCAGAUGCCAACUAUCCAAAGGCGUUAGAAAGUUUGAAGAGGGUGUACGACAACAAGUGCUUAAUAUUCUUUGAGACACUUGCCCAGUUGUUUGACAUUCCUGCCGUAACCAAGCCGUCAGCGUCUGCAUUGCGAUCAACUAUAGAUACAGUGUCAGCCAUUCUGGAGUCGCUUUUAUCGUUAGGAGACGAGCGAGAGGUUGCUAACGCCAUGAUAAUACAUCUGCAGCUGAACUACGAUGAGCUCCCUUGCUGGUCGGAUUGUGCAAAAAUGUUGAACCGCCGGUACCAACACCUUUCAGCAGAGGAGUCAUCCAAAGCGAGAGGCAAACCAAAGUUUGACAUGCCGUCGACCAGCAAGAAAACCAGCAGAUCGUCAUUUUCUUGCGCGAGGGCCGAAAAGUCGAUCGACCCCAAGUGUGUAUAUUGCGGCGCCAACCAUUCGAUCGGAAACUGCCAGGGAUUUGGGGCAAUACCCGUCUUGGAGCGUUUCGAGUUCGCAAAAGGCAAGCAAUUAUGCAUUAAUUGCCUCCAAUCUGGACAUAGGGUAUCUCAGUGCACAUCCUCUAAGUGCAGAGUUUGUUCACAGAGGCAUCACACCCUCUUGCAUAGAUACGCAGCUCAGAGCGCAGAUUCAGAAAGUCAGGCAAUAGGAGUACAAGCAUCGUCCCAUCCUGCGCAGGUGAAGCAGGCAUCCAGUGAGCCCGAGCAUGUCAUCCUUGCCACAGCAGUGGUAAGAGUUCGGGACAGAUUUGGCCAAGUUCACUUAGCAAGAGUGUUGUUGGAUUCGGGUUCACAGGUCAAUUUCAUGACAGAAAGUCUAGCGCAAUCGCUAAGGUUGGCAAGGGUCAACCGUUGCCUGACAGUGACAUCUGUAGGCAAGUCAAGCUCGGUGUCGAGGAGUGAAGUCUCGACGACAAUAUACUCCAGGUUAAAUAACCAUAGUUUCGUAGCAGAUUUCUGGGUUCUUAGCAGCAUUACCAAUCAGCAGCCUGACAGAAGUCUGCCCAUUAAGCAGUGGAAAAUUCCUGCGAAUGUGGAGUUGGCAGAUCCAGCAUUCCAUCGACCUCAAAGGGUAGAUAUGCUGAUUGGAGCAGACUCGUUCUUCGAUCUGUUGUGCACAGGCCAAAUAAAACUGGGUGAAGGGGCACCAUUGUUGCAAAAGACCCUUUUAGGUUGGGUAGCUUCAGGUCGGUGUAGCAAGCUUCUGACUGGAGAAGCCGCUUGCUGCGUCGCAACCUACUCACCGGAAGAAGACUCUCUGUCUCAAAUGGUCGAAAGACUGUGGGAGAUAGAUGCAACGCCAGAAGAAAAAAAUGCUCAAACAAAUUCGGCAGAGCAGCUGGCAUGCGAAGAGUUUUUCAAAGCCAAUGUCUGCAAUUUACCGACCGGAAGGUUUCAAAUACCGUUGCCUUUUAAGACAGACCCAGUAUCGUUGGGGUCGUCCUUCGAGGUCGCAAAACGUCGUUUCUUAUCGUUAGAGCGACGAACGUUAAGAGAGAGUGAGCUGAGAGACAUGUAUCUCAGUUUCAUGAAAGAAUAUAUCGAGCUCGGCCAUAUGUCUCCGACAGACAACGCGAUUCCGCCAGGACCACAUUAUUUUAUACCACACCAGUGCGUCCUGAGGCCUGAUAGCAGUUCCACCAAGCUUCGAGUCGUUUUUGACGCGUCGAGCAAGACCACAACUGGGUGGUCAUUAAACGAUUUACUUAUGGUGGGACCUACUAUUCAGAGGGAAUUAUUUUUAUCACUCGUUCGAUUUCGGGUGAAUCGGUAUGCUUUAACGGCAGACGUUUCGAAAAUGUAUAGGCAAGUGGAUGUGGCCGUAAAAGACCGGAAUUUCCAACUCAUCGUGUGGCGAGAACAUCCCACCGAUCAAUUGCAAAUUUUUCGGUUGAACACAGUUACCUAUGGUACUUCCGCAGCACCUUUCCUUGCCAUUCGUUGUUUGCACGAGCUCGGUGUACGCCACAGAGACACCCACAAGAAGGGUUCUGAGGUGAUCUGCAGUGAUUUUUAUGUAGACGACAUGCUGACAGGAGCCGAUGACGUAGACACGCUGAAGUCGAUUUGCGAUCAGGUGUCUGAGAUUCUUGGCUCCGGAGGGUUUCAGCUUUCGAAAUGGUUUUCGAACCAUCCAGAACUAAUGGAUGGAAACAAUGAGGAGAAAUCCCUAUCAUUCAAUGAUGCCGAUUCGACCAAAACAUUGGGGAUGAGGUGGAGUCCAAGAACAGAUACGUUCCGGUAUCACUUGGAAGAUAGCUUCACAAACUUGAAUCCGACUAAGCGCACCAUUCUGUCAAUUAGUGCUCGACUGUUUGAUCCGCUUGGGCUACUUAGUCCAAUCAGCAUAACAGCGAAAAUUUUCCUCCAGAAGCUGUGGCAGCUUCAGCUGGAUUGGGAUGAAGCCAUCCCAAUGUCACUGCAUACAAGCUGGGAGAGGCUAAAGCUAAACUUGUGUGGUCUUGACAAAAUAGCCGUGCCUCGGUACGUUAUGGCUAGUGGGUGCUCGUCGAUUCAAGUGCAUGGCUUCGCGGACGCGUCUAGUCAAGCGUAUGGGUGCUGCAUUUAUGUGCGAGCGCUUUUCGAAGGUCAAACGUACGUUCGAUUGAUCGCUGGGAAAGCAAGAGUAGCUCCCCUAAAAACAAAGACCAUCCCGAGGCUCGAAUUGUGCGCCGCAGCGUUAUUGGCGCAAUUUUGGGCCUACGUAAAGCAAGUUUUGGAAAAGUGUCGAAUCGAGAGCGUAUUUUUCUGGACGGAUUCAGAAAUAACGCUACAUUGGAUUAAAACCCAACCGUCGUCACUUGCAGUAUUUGUCUCAAAUAGAGUAGCCAUGAUUCAGGAGCUAUGUCAGGGCAUUACGUGGCGUCAUGUCCCAUCGCUGUCGAAUCCAGCGGACUUGGCGUCUCGCGGAUGCGAAGUGCCUGAGCUCCUGGAGUCCAUAUGGCUAGAAGGUCCGAAAUUUUUAUGUGAGCCUGAGCAUUGUUGGCCAGAGAACCCGCAUUUUAACAUCCCAGAUGAUGUGAAGAACUCCGAGGCGAAACGGUCCGCCCAGGUUCUAAUUGGCGUUGCGAACUCGUUUUCAAAUGAAAUAUUUUCUCGUUUUUCGUCGUACCCCAAAUUAGUUCGAGUUUUUGCGUAUGUAUACCGAUUUGCUAAUAUCGGCAAGAACAAGGAACGUUACAGGGAGCUAACUGCAAAGGAGUUGCAGCAAUCGUCUCUAAAAUUGAUGGAGCUGGUUCAGCGAAGCGUCUUCUCUGAAGAGUUUAAGAAGCUGAAGAAAGGGCAUACGCUGCAACCGAGCCUGCAGAUGAUGGCCCCUUUUAUCCAAAAAAGAUCAGAGGAGGGGCGAUCGUUUACACUUAUCAGGGUCGGAGGAAGGCUGUUGCAUGCUCCAGUGCCAAUAGAGGCUAAGUUUCCGGUUCUACUUCCCGCCAAGAGUCAAUUCGUCGAACUCUAUUUAAGGAACCUGCAUUUUAAAAAUUGUCACGCCAAUGCAAAGACAUUAGUAAGUUUGCUGAGACAAGAGAUUUGGCUAGUAAAUGCACGUCGAGAAUGCACUCGCAUAGUGAGGAGAUGCAUCCACUGUUUUCGAUACAAACCUAAAUUGAUGGGUCAGAUUAUGGGGAAUCUUCCAGCAGACAGGUUUAGGGAAGGUCGUCCGUUCCUGAUUUGCGGGGUAGACUUUUGUGGUCCCAUCAACGUCUCGCUUCGGAUUCGAGGUCGUCAGCCGCUCAAAAUGUACAUCGCGGUAUUUGUGUGUUUCGCUUCGAAGGCCGUCCAUUUAGAGCUUGUCCCAGACCUGUCGACUAAUUGUUUUCUUUUAUCUCUAAAAAGCUUCAUCGCAAGACGUGGCGUUCCGCUGAGGAUGUAUUCCGACAACGGGACAAAUUUCGUCGGAGCCCGGAACGAGCUGCAGAGGCUUCAGGAAGCGUUCGAGGAGCAGCAGUCCAGCCUGAGGACGUUCGCGGCGGAGCAAGGGAUGGAGUGGAAGUUCAUCCCCCCGCGAGCACCGCACUUCGGCGGUUUAUGGGAGGCGGCCGUCAAGUCGGCAAAGCUCCUGAUCGUGCGGCAGGUCGCGGACGCCGCGCUCACCGAGAGCGAGGUGAGGACCGUGUUGGCCGAGGCCGAGGCCAUCAUGAACUCCAGGCCGCUCACUCCAGCCAGUACGGAUCCAAACGACGGAGAGGUGCUUACGCCAGGCCACUUUUUGAUCGGCCAGCCCCUUCGUUCGCUGCCGCAAGGGUGCGAGCCAGACGGACGAAGCAGCGGUACCACCUUUACCAAGAGGUGGCAACUACUCUCCGAGCUCAAACGAUGGUUCUGGCAGGCUUGGUCGAAGGACUACGUCCACAACCUGCAGGGACGCAGCAAAUGGCAAACCCCAGAGGCCAACAUCGAAGUCGGCGCCAUGGUGGUGGUCCAGAACGACCAUACGCCGCCGCAGCAGUGGAUCACCGGCAGGGUCACCAGCGUCGUCGUGGGAGCAGACGGCAAGGUCAGGGUGGCAGAGGUGCGAACAGGAGGGGGCGUGAUUAGACGCCCAAUCCAUAAGCUGGCACUUUUGCCGAUACGUUGA
Molecule: messenger RNA, 6144 nt
Organism: Drosophila obscura
Lineage: Eukaryota; Metazoa; Arthropoda; Insecta; Diptera; Drosophilidae
Exons: 2
Coding region: 1024-6144 (1706 amino acids)
Biological process (GO): DNA integration
Molecular function (GO): nucleic acid binding
Source: RefSeq, a predicted model, not a curated record